CAGGUUCUUAGUCUGAAGCAGUUUGAAUUAAAUGGGAUGCCCAAGGUGGUGCCUUUAAGUUUGCCUUACCAAGACUUCAAGAAGGACAUAUCGGACAGCAAAGAGAUGCUGCGUGUGCCACACCGAAUAAAACGCGUGGAUUUCUCCUGUGUAGUCCUUCCUCCCAUGCAUGCCCCAGAGCCACAUAUUGUAAUCAAUGGGAGGACUUCACAAACAGAACAUGAGCAAGAAGAAGAUGAAGAAGAGGUGGAAUUUUUAGGGGAGGAGAUCGACCUUCAAAGUGGCUCCAGCAGUGAUAUGAGUCAGAAGAGUACUGAGCGCAGUCAGGAAGGGGCUCCUUCCACUCUCUUGGCAGAUGAUCAGAGAGAUUCAAGAGGUCGAGUUUCUGCUGGAGAGAACGACCUAGAAUUAGAAGAGGGCUCUAAGACCUUAGUACUGUUCUCCCCUGGAGAUAUGAAAAAGUCACCAGUCACCAAUGAGCUUUUGCCCGAAGUUGACCUUGGAACUCUUGCUGUGCUAACACCCCAAGGAGAAAGGCCCCAGCCUUUGGGGAGUCAAUUGGAUGUAUCAGAACCAGGAACAUUAUCUUCCAUCCUCAAAUCAGAGCCAAAACCACCGAAUGCUGGAGCUGCCACAGCUACCUCCCCUUUUACCAAAGUUGAACGCACAUUUAUUCAUAUUGCUGAAAAGACACAUCUAAACGUCAUGUCUUCCACUGGGCAGCUAAUUAGGAUGGACGAACAUUACGGCUCAGGGCAGUGUGAGGAGCCAAUUAUUGAGGAGGAAAUUGAAGAUUAUGAGCUACUAAGAGACAAUGGAAGCAUAAACUCGGCUGUGGAGGCUGGUGAGAUUGACAGCUGUGUCAUCUCAGCCAGCAAUAUUGAGUUCUGUACAGAGGCUCCAACAGAUCUUAGGGCUGCCAAUGGCAUAAGUGAGUCUGAAGGUCAGCUGGAUAAGGACAUGGUGGAUAUGGUUUUCAAGAAAGACACGCAUCCACAGCAGGAAAAGAUUGUGCUUGCCACUGAUCGCCUUAAAGAAGCUGAGGAGAACCCCUGCAAGGCUGUAACCCAACCCUGUGCCAUGCGUUUUAGGAGUCGUAUCCCAGUGUUUUUAUCAGAAGAGGACACUGGGUCAGAUCAGUCUAUGUCACACUCCGUUAAGGAGAGGUUCCAUAAGAGGACAAAGCAACUAGAUCUAGCAAGGUUUGUAAUGGAGAAGAGACAAAUCCAACUGCAGAGAUUAGCUUCUGCUGGCUCAUCUUCAGCCUCUUCAAGUGAAGAUAGAAGGAGGACCUCUGAAACCCUUUCCACCACGGGAUCUGAGGAAGAUACACAUGAUUCAGAUGACUCCACCCCAAGAAAGUGCAGAAAAGAGAAAUCUUUCUCCACCAGAAAGGAUGACACUGUUUCCAGCACCAGAAGCAAAAUUCCCCGUCCAGUUACACCAGUGAAAACUAUCCGACCAACAAUCCCACCAACACCCAGCAGCAAAGGCACUUCAACUUCACAGAGGUAAGAAACGGCAGUGUGUGUGAUAAAACUCCUGUGUGUGUGUGAGAUUAAACUCCUGUGUGUGUGAGAUAAAACUCCUGUGUGUGUGAGAUUAAACUCCUGUGUGUGUGUGAUAAAACUCAUGUGUGUGUGAGAUUAAACUCCUGUGUGUGUGAGAUUAAACUCCUGUGUGUGUGAGAUAAAACUCCUGUGUGUGUGAGAGAUUAAACUCCUGUGUGUGUGAGAUAAAACUCCUGUGUGUGUGAGAUUAAACUCCUGUGUGUGUGAUAAAACUCAUGUGUGUGUGAGAUAAAACUCCUGUGUUUGUAAGAUAAAACUCCUGUGUGUGUGAGAUAAAACUCCUGUGUGUGUGAGAUAAAACUCCUGUGUGUGUGAGAUUAAACUCCUGUGUGUGUGAGAUAAAACCCCUGUGUGUGUGAGCUAAAACUCCUGUGUGUGUAAAAUAAAACUCCUGUGUGUGUGAGAUAAAACUCCUGUGUGUGUGUGAGAUUAAACUCCUGUGUGUGUGAGAUAAAACUCCUGUGUGUGUGAGAUUAAACUCCUGUGUGUGUGUGUGAUAAAACUCCUGUGUGUGUGUGAUAAAACUCAUGUGUGUGUGAGAUUAAACUCCUGUGUGUGUGAGAUUAAACUCCUGUGUGUGUGAGAUAAAACUCCUGUGUGUGUGAGAGAUUAAACUCCUGUGUGUGUGAGAUAAAACUCCUGUGUGUGUGAGAUUAAACUCCUGUGUGUGUGAUAAAACUCCUGUGUGUGUGUGAUAAAACUCCUGUGUGUGUGUGAUAAAACUCAUGUGUUUGUAAGAUAAAACUCCUGUGUGUGUGAGAUAAAACUCCUGUGUGUGUGAGCUAAAGCUCUUGUGUGUGUGAGCUAAAACUAAUGUGUGUGUGAGAUAAAACUCCUGUGUGUGUGAGAUAAAACUCCUGUGUGUGUGAGAUAAAACUCCUGUGUGUGUGUGUGAGAUUAAACUCCUGUGUGUGUGAGAUAAAACUCCUGUGUGUGUGAGAUUAAACUCCUGUGUGUGUGAGAUUAAACUCCUGUGUGUGUGUGAUAAAACUCCUGUGUGUGUGUGAUAAAACUCAUGUGUGUGUGAGAUUAAACUCCUGUGUGUGUGAGAUAAAACUCCUGUGUGUGUGAGAUUAAACUCCUGUGUGUGUGUGAUAAAACCCCUGUGUGUGUGUGAUAAAACUCGUGUGUGUGAGAUUAAACUCCUGUGUGUGUGAGAUUAAACUCCUGUGUGUGUGAGAUUAAACUCAUGUGUGUGUGUGAGAUUAAACUCCUGUGUGUGUGAGAUAAAACUCCUGUGUGUGUGAGAUUAAACUCCUGUGUGUGUCAGAUUAAACUCCUGUGUGUGUCAGAUUAAACUCCUGUGUGUGUCAGAUUAAACUCCUGGGCCUCCAUUUAUUAUUUUUGGAAAGCCUUUUUUUUUUAAAAUGAUUUCAUAUUUUUGGAUAUGCUUUUCAAAUAUUUUUUACAAUGUUAAAAUUUCAUAUAUAGAUAAAUAUAUAAUAAUAUUUGAAAAUAUUAAAAUAGCUUUGGACACAUGGAUUUCAAGAUCAGAGACAACAUGGGUUUACUUCAGGGAGAUCAUGCCAAACUAAUCUUAUUGAUUUUUUUUGAUUGGGUAACUAAAAUUAUAGAUCAGGGUGGUGCAGUAGACAUUGCUUACCUAGAUUUCAGUAAGGCUUUUGACACUGUUGCACAUAGAAGGCUUAUCAAUAAACUGCAAUCUUUAAGUUUGGAUUCCAAUAUUGUUGAAUGGGUAAGGCAGUGGCUGAGUGACAGGCAACAGAGGGUUGUAGUUAAUGGAAUAUAUUCGAAGCUUGGACUUGUCACCAGUGGGGUACCUCAAGGAUCUGUACUUGGACCCAUUCUCUUUAAUAUUUUUAUUAGUGAUAUUGCAGAAGGUCUUGAUGGUAAGGUAUGUCUUUUUGAUGAUACUAAGAUACUAAGAUAUGUAACAGGGUUGAUGUUCCAGGAGGGAUAAGCCAAAUGGCAAAUGAUUUAGGUAAACUAGAAAAAUGGUCAGAAUUGUGGCAACUGACAUUUAAUGUGGAUAAGUGCAAGAUAAUGCAUCUUGGACGUAAAAACCCAAGGGCAGAGUACAGAAUAUUUGAUAGAGUCCUAACCUCAACAUAUGAGGAAAGGGAUUUAGGGGUGAUUAUUUCUGAUGACUUAAAGGUAGGCAGACAAUGUAAUAGAGCAGCAGGAAAUGCUAGCAGAAUGCUUGGUUGUAUAGGGAGAGGUAUUAGCAGUAGAAAGAGGGAAGUGCUCAUGCCAUUGUACAGAACACUGGUGAGACCUCACUUGGAGUAUUGUACACAGUACUGGAGACCGUAUCUUCAGAAGGAUAUUGAUACCUUAGAGAGGGUUCAGAGAAGGGCUACUAAACUGGUUCAUGGAUUGCGGGAUAAAACUUACCAGGAAAGGUUAAAGGAUCUUAACAUGCAUAGCUUGGAGGAAAGACGAGACAGGGGGGAUAUGAUAGAAACAUUUAAAUAUAUAAAGGGAAUCAACACAGUAAAGGAGGAGACUAUAUUUAAAAGAAGAAAAACUACCACAACAAGAGGACAUAGUCUUAAAUUAGAGGGACAAAGGUUUAAAAAUAAUAUCAGGAAGUAUUACUUUACUGAGAGGGUAGUGGAUGCAUGGAAUAGCCUUCCAGCUGAAGUGGUAGAGGUUAACACAGUAAAGGAGUUUAAGCAUGCGUGGGAUAGGCAUAAGGCUAUCCUAACUAUAAGAUAAGGCCAAGGAAUAAUUAAAGUAUUUUAAAAAUUGGGCAGAUUAGAUGGGCCGAAUGGUUCUUAUCUGCCGUCACAUUCUAUGUUUCUAUGUAACACUGUAUUUUCAGAGAAAAGGCAGUGUUUACAUUGCCCCUAGGACACUUCCAGUGACCAUUCCUCAGAUGGCCACUGGGGAUGCUUCCUGGGUCAGUGCUGCACAGUAGGCAGCUCUGCCAUUCAACGUCUCCAUGACGCUGAAUUUUCAUCAUAGAGAUGCAUUAAUUCAAUGCAUCUCUAUGAAGAGGUCCUGAUUGGCCAAAACUGCAUUUGGCCCCGCCUCCUUGCUGAUUUUAGCUAAUCCACUGCAUUACCUAUGGGUAAGCAUUGGAUUGGCUAAAAAUCGUCAAUUUUGAUGAUGUCACCAAUGGGGCGGGGCCAGGGCCGGCAGACCAGUGGAGAGCUGAAAAUAAGGUCAGUUUUAACCAGGAGUCAAGUCCUGGGGAAAAAAGUGUGGGAACUCAUCCACGAUUGGGGGGCUAGUGAGACCGGGUUAGGGGGGCUAGUAAGACAAGGUUAGGGGUUAGAGAGACAGGGUUAGGGGACUUUUAAUAUAUUUUGCUUUGCACCCCUCCUGCUUACCUUCUGUACAGGCAGGGGAGACAAUAAUUAAUUUCAUGGUGUUCCAGUGGGUCCCUGGUGGUCCAGUGUGCUGCUGGUUCGCUCCCUGGCGGUCCAGUGUGCUGCUGGUUUGCUCCUUGGUAGUCCAGUGUGCUGCUAAUGAACUCCUUGGUGGUCCAGUGUGCUGCUAAUGAACUUCUUGGUGGUCCAGUGUGCUGCUGGGGCUGCCGCACUCCCUUGCGGUUCCGGCGCACUGUGAUGAUGUCUCUAACACUCACAGUGCGCCCGACCUACAAGCAGCACACUGGACCACCAAGGAGUUUAUUACAGAUAGCAGGGAGAUUUUUUGAUCUCCCUGCUGGCUCAAGAAAGGGGGCUCGAUCAGAGCCUGCAGGACCACUAAUGGGAACGGCGUUGCUGCUGUGGAAAAAGUGCAGAAACGCCGUUCCCAUGCGUUCCUGCAGGACUCGAGCCCUUUUUUCAACCAAUUCUAAAGGGGCUAAGUGUGGGGGGGUCCAAGCCACCUAAAUGAUGGGUUUUCACUAUAGGGUCAGGAAAACAUGUUUGUGUUCCUGACCCUAUAUUGAUCCUUUAACUGUAUUUCUGUCCUCCAUGUUUAUAUAUUGACCGCUUGCAUAGUUAUUAAAGGGAAUCAAAUCAAUCCACUAAAUAGCCCCUACAGAGAGUUUGUAAUGGUGUAUGCUGAGACAGAUGAGUAUAUGUCUGUCUUUUCUUUCAAGUCUUUCAAUCAGUUUUUCAUAUAACUUGUAAUUUAAACUACUGCCUUUUCUGCUUAAUACAUAAACACCUCUUUAUUCCCCAGUGAUCAUAUUCUUUCCCGCAGUUAAACAGCUUGCUCAAGUUGACUCACAUCAAGUUGUUUUAUUCUUCACGCAGUGUGCCUUAUUUUUCUCUCUUCUCUUUAGGCAUCACUUGUCUGGGAGUCCUGUUGGUGGGAUUCCUGGCCUAACCCCUGAUUUUCGUCCCAAAGCACUGCAAAUGAAACUUCCUCCUCUCUCUAGCCCAACCCCCACCAGGAACAAUCUGCGAAGGGUCAAUCGUGGUCCACCCAAGAGUCCUGUAGCCCCUGCACGGACACUCAGUGCUUCUUCCCGAAGCCAAUCCCUUUCCAGGACCGAAAGUCCGUCACCAUCCCGACAGAAAAAAAUGGCUGCUACUACUCCUUGGGUGUACCCCUCUCCCAAACUCCAGCCUCGAGCACAGACCCAAGGAGAAUGUCCAGCAACUCCAGCUGUUGUCAGGAAGGGACAAAGGCUGAAGAUCCAAGUGCCAAACCCAGCAACCAAAGCACGUGGUGGAGUUGAAGGCAGAUAAUGGAGCUUUGUGUGGGGUACAGAGCCCACUGGGAAUUUUAAGCUUCAGGCAGGAAUGAUUGUAAUGCUAUGCUCACCCUUUAAAGCGCAUAACACACACUGUGAGAGCAGGAUACCCCACAGUCGACGAUCCCAGUAGGAUGGUUCCAGGGGCCAUUCAUUAACUCAAGCAGACCCACUUCAAGUGGUGUACAAUCCUAUAACCUUCAACAUCCAGCUUUUCAGCUUUUUGACCCAAAGUCUUUUUUGUUUAAGGGUGACCUAUCACUAGAGCUACCCUUGACCAGAAUCAAUCUGGUGGUGCAGUAGACAGGAGAUCUAGUACUAACAGCAGCCCUUAACCUUUCUUCUUCACAGAAUGGAGCUUCACAGGCGGCCAAAAUCGCACAUUUCUUCUUGGUUUUGUUUGCCUACAAUUUUAGGGCAAAAUUGAUAACCCAGAUAAAUCGAUUACUUUAUAUUCCUUAUAGAAAAUAUUCAAUUAUAAGUAAAAUGAAGUGAAUGUCCUAAUUCCCAGCACUGGGACCCUUAUUAUAGGCCCCCACUGUAUUGACAUCUCAAUAUCAUUUCAUCAUUACCAAAAGGCCUAAAAAAGCUAGAAUAUAUCUAUUUAUAUAUAUACGUAAGAGAAACUGAGUGUGUGACCAGUGUGGCAAAAUAUAUAUAUACCUCCACUUAUACAUAUAAGUAAGGUACACAAUUCUACACUAUAGAGAGCGGAACUCUAAAGUCACUACCAAUAUUAUUAACCCUUCAAUGCUGCGUGGCCGCUAUUGUGUAAGUGUGAGUGAUAUAAUACCACGUGGUUGCUGUCAGUUGUGGCCACAGUUUCAUAUAUGGAAUAUUGAAAAAUUAGUGAAUAAGUUCUGGAUCGUCCUACAAAAACGUAAGGCCCACGCAGGAGCUGAGAUGAACCCUUUAUUUCAUGUCUUUCAGACAGUGCCAGAAGGCUGGUUACCGACAUCACCUUUCCACACCCUGUCAGGCUGAGCACCGAGUUGUGUCUAACACAUGGAAAUCUCAAUAUGUUUCAUUUUUAGGGCACUAGCUUAUACCAUAGCGCAGCACAUGGUGUGAGACGAAGGUCACUGAUGGCAAUGCAUAGUCACUCCAUGAGAUGAGUAUUGGCAGAUUGUGCUCUCACGGGACACUGACAGGGAGAGUGGCAGAAACGUUUACACAUUGCAGAUAGAAUGUAACUCUCCCUCUUUCAUAAACUCCAGCUGUGUCCUGCAAACCCCAUCCGCAUGACAUGGGGGCAGCUACACCCCCACAAUGGGACAACUGGAGCUGGACUGACUGUGGGGAGGAUCUGAGAUAUGAAAUGCUUCUUAUUUCAUGAAAUGUCACAUUGUAUCAUUAAAUAAAGCCUGCUGUUAAAACAUGA
This is a messenger RNA of Pelobates cultripes (western spadefoot toad), 7567 nucleotides long. NCBI's taxonomy places the organism in Eukaryota, Metazoa, Chordata, Amphibia, Anura, Pelobatidae. The record is from the annotation of a GenBank genome assembly.